This is a messenger RNA of Spinacia oleracea (spinach), 826 nucleotides long. Its product is annotated as protein yippee-like At5g53940. NCBI's taxonomy places the organism in Eukaryota, Viridiplantae, Streptophyta, Magnoliopsida, Caryophyllales, Amaranthaceae. The record is from RefSeq and is a predicted model, not a curated record. Bases 142 to 525 code for a protein of 127 amino acids. The transcript has 5 exons.
UCCCUUUUCCUUAUCUUACAAAAUAUUUACAAAAAAUAGUCCCCUUUAUGAUUCUGAUUUUAGAAAUGAAUAAAUCUUUGAAUUGGUGAAAUAGUAAUAAACUAGAGAGAGACAAGAGCUAGAGAGAGGAAGGAGGAGGUGAUGGGGAGAGUGUUUCUGGUGGAAUUGGAUGGCAAAGCUUACCGCUGUAGAUUCUGUGAUAGCCCUUUAGCUCUUGCCGAAGAUGUUCUGUCUCGGUCAUUCAGUUGUCGCCAAGGGAGAGCAUAUCUUUUUGAAAAUGCGGUAAAUGUGACUGUUGGACCUGAAGAAGACAGGCUAAUGAUGUCUGGAAUGCAUACUGUUGCAGAUGUGUUUUGUUGUGGAUGUGGCCAACUUCUUGGCUGGAAAUAUAUGGUAGCUCGUGACAAAAACCAAAAGUACAAAGAAGGGAAGGUGGUUCUUGAAAGAUGGAGGAUAACUGAGGAUUCGAGUGAGGAGUUUAAUCUCGAUGCUCGUCAAAAUUCAAGUGAUCCAGAAUACCCUUAGUAAAACUUAUCACAGUUAAAUUAAAUUGCACAAGAGAACUAGGGGAACAGAAAAUGGGAACGGGAUCAUUGUACAUAUUUGUGUAUUCGUGCAACACUUUGAGACAGUUAGAAUUUCAUCUUUUACUAGUAGUUGUACUAGUAGUUAUAGCCAAACAAUGUUAGAAAUAUACUCCUUCCAUUAUCUACCUUCAUACCAAGCAAGGCUUAGCCUAGUGGUAUAAGCUUGGCCUUGUAACCUCAAGUUUAUGGGAUCAAACGUCGUUAAGGAUUUUUUGGUGGUAAUGAUUCUCUUAUAAUAA